AUGACUGAGGAGGAGAUUGUUUGUACUUUCAUCAAGGCUCACGAUCCAUCCUACUUUGAAGAGAUCUUUCGCAUGACUGGAAGUUCAUUUGCUGCCAUUAUUAACAAGUUGGAGGAAUACGAUGAGUUUGUCAAAGUAGAAAAGAUUGUUAAUGUUUCGGCAUUAAAAUUGCAAUUGGAUGCUCUACAAAAUCAAAACAACAGUGGGAAAAAGCCCUCAUUCAAGAAGAAAGAAGAUGAUAUUGCUUUUAUAUGGGAUCAAGGCCCGUCUUUCAGACCCAGAUCAUCCCACCUAUUCUUUUCCUUACCCGUAUUACACCAACCCUCAACCAGUCUACCACACUACUACCCAAUUUCAUCAUUCCCGACCAAGUCACUUGAAUACCUCACCCUUUCCUCCAAUCCCACAACUUGUUUUCAAAAUUACUCUCGCCCCAUUUACCAUUCUAGACCAACCCUGGAAAAUAAUAACCCUUUUCAAAAUCCUUUUCAAAUAAGUGGAAUUCAAACUCAGAAGCAAUUUCAAACUUUCACCAAUUUGGGCCGGCCUAUUGAUCAAUUGUAUGAGCAGUUAAAAGCAGCUGAAAAAAUUGGCACUAUCCCUCCCAAACUCCAUCCCAGAGGUCCUCCUGCCGGUUAUGAUCCGCAUGCAAUCUGUGCUUAUCAUUCUGGAAGUCCAGGUCAUACCACUAGUAAUUGUUGGGUUUUAAAACAAGACAUGAUCGAUUCUGGAGACAUCCUUCUCAGAAGAAAGGGAGAGCAGGGACCGAAUGUUAGUAAGAAUCCUUUGCCUGAGCAUGGGAGCACUGUGGGAAUUAUCAUCGCUGAUGAAGAUUUUGCCGAUCCCUCUCAGUACAUUGUAGAUGAAACUGAGGUGUUUGGCAUGAUGGAGGCUGACCAUGCGAGAAUGAGAAAACAGUCGUCUGUUGAAAAGCCCAUGACCAAGGAUAAUGUCGAGGAAAGGUUGAAAUCUUUGGUGUUUGAAAAAGAUGAGCCAUUUAUAGUAGAAGGAGGGCCUUCCGAGAUUGACAAUUCUAAAGCUCCUUUUAUUUUGGAUCUACCAUCUUUUGAAUGGGAUAUAUCAGAGCCUGCCAUUCUCAAAUUUUCAGAACAAAUGCCUAUCAAUAACUUGCAAGAGGUGCCAUGGAACUACGAGGAGUCUAUUCUGUUGAUUGGAGAUAAAAAAUGCUUAAAGGAGGAGGAAUCUACUAUUACCCCGUCUAGGAGAAUUGUAGGAAACUCCAAAGUUGAUGUUCAGUCUCGGGCUAAGGUUAAAUCCCCGACGCCUAAGCCUCUUGUGUCUGAAAGUGAAGCUGUGAAUUUUUUAAAGAUGUUGAAAAGAAGUGAGUGCAAAAUAGUAGAACAGUUGGAUAGGAUGCCUACUCAGACUUCUUUUCUGAAUCUUCUUUUGACUUCCGAGCUAUACAGAGAAACAUUGCUCAAAAUUCUGAACGAAACUCAAGUCCCUAAAGAUAUUCCGGAGGAUAAAUUUUCUAACCUUGUGGGGAAUGUGUUUGCUGCUAAUCAUAUCGCCUUCUCCGAUGACGAUCUGACUGCAGAAGAGAUCGGACAUAAUAGAGCCUUGUAUAUAUCAGUCCGCUGCAAUGGAAAGCUGUUGCCAAGAGUCUUAGUGGAUAAUGGGUCAGCACUGAAUAUUUGUCCAUGGAACACCCUCACCAAACUUGGAUUUCUUGACAUUAAACUCCGCCCAUCUGCAACUGUGGUUCGAGGAUUCGAUGGUUCAAGGAGGGAAUCUAUGGGAGAGACAGAUCUGGUAUUGGAGAUAGGCCCUGCUCAAUUUCAAGUUACUUGCUAA
This is a messenger RNA of Coffea arabica (coffee), 1815 nucleotides long. RefSeq lists its product as uncharacterized. The record is from RefSeq and is a predicted model, not a curated record. NCBI's taxonomy places the organism in Eukaryota, Viridiplantae, Streptophyta, Magnoliopsida, Gentianales, Rubiaceae.